AUGAGUACUCUCAAGAACAAUAGCCUCAUUAUUCUCACUUUAUUCAAUUGUCUUAUUUCGUCGUCGUUUUUCUUCGUUGUGAAUGCCGAGUUCGAAGCAGUUCUUGAAGAUUUUAAAUUAAAACAGGUGGAAUGGAGAGGAGAUGCUGGAGGAGUUACAAUAAACGGGACCGCGUAUAAACUCGAGCAGUGCCAUUGGCAUAUUCCUUCCGAACAUACGAUAAACGGAGUCAGAUUUGAUAUGGAGAUGCAUAUUGUUCAUAUCAGCUCUAAGGGAGAUAUUGGUGUUGUGAGCAUCCUGUACAAGUUAGGAUCGCCUGAUUCUUUUCUCGCACGUCUUCUUCCGCACCUCGAAAACGCUAAUCGUGAAGGAACUGACGUGGGAGUUCUCGAUCCAUUAGACAUCAAAUUUGAAGGCGGAGAAUAUUACAGAUACACCGGUUCACUCACAACUCCUCCGUGCUCAGAAACUGCUACUUGGACAAUAAUUAAGACUGUGAGUAAUUAGUUUC
Erythranthe guttata (spotted monkey flower) is the source of this 511-nucleotide messenger RNA. The record is from RefSeq and is a predicted model, not a curated record. NCBI's taxonomy places the organism in Eukaryota, Viridiplantae, Streptophyta, Magnoliopsida, Lamiales, Phrymaceae.